GGCGCUGCUGAACCCACCACCGCAGCAGCCAGCCAGCCGCAGCCCUCACCCAAAUAUCUUCAGCUCAUCGCUCGCCACGUGUCCACGCUCCACCCCAACCCCUCAUCUCUCUCCAUGGCCGCGCCCGCGCCGCCCACGCCGGCGGCGAGCCCCGCCGCGCGCGCUUCCGUCGUCUUCCCUACCAUGGCGGACAUCAUGUCUGCGUCGCGCGCGCAGGGCCUGCGCGUGCGCCUCACCACGCUCGGCCCCUUCUUCCGCGUCACCGCGGCGCGCCGCGGCGGCGGCAGCGGCGGGGAGGGGGAGACGGAGGAGGUGGAGCUGGGCCGUGCCCAGGGCGUCGUCCGCCCGUGGCCAGGCGGCGCCGUGCUGCACCUCGACUCCAUGAGGAUGUCCCGCGCCACGCUGCAGGUGCCCGACCGGCCGCUGUUCGGGCUCGGCGUCUUCCUCGGCGCCGUCGCCGUGCGCCACGGCUUCGACGCCGGCUGCAAGCGCGCCGAGCUACUUGCCAUCAACGACACGGAUCUCUACCACUCCAAGCUCGUUAGGUUCUAUUCGAGAAUGGGUUUCAAAACAGUGCAUGAGGUAGACGGAUCUUCAAUGAUUGAUCUUGCUCACAUGUUAGUCUGGGGAGGUAGGGGCACAAGAAUGGAUGCUGACAUUGAACAGCUUCUUAUCAAAUGGAGCAAGAGGUUCAGAUCUCAAGACUAGAAAGAAAGUUUCUUUUUGGAACGAGAAAUGCACUUCUUGUAGCAUGCUGAUCUGGAUAGGAUACCUUAUGAGAUAGGAGUUGCGGCCUUUGAUAUUAUACUAUGUGUUCAACUCAACGGCAUGAUUACUGAUAGGAGUAUAUACUUGUUUAUAUCAUGAUGAUUGCCAGAAAAUUCUGAACUGAUAAUCACUUUAAUAUAUAAGAGUAUCAGAAGACAGAACAUAGUGAAGUAACCCGUUUUCUGUAAAAAUCAAGGUAAAGGUGGAUUAAAUGAAAUUCAUACCUGAGGUUCCUUGUAUGCUUAAAGAAAGCAGCAUCAUUAUUUCGAAUCACAAAGUUCCAGCGCUGCUAUGCCGUUUCAUCUUUUUGAACCAGUUUGGUUAUGCAACAUCAAAUUACACUCUUGAAAUAGCUUCAUCAAAUAUUCAGAUCGACGAUGGUAACUGGUGAAAUUGCCUGUCCUAGUACUUUCAGAAAGAUCCACUGUGGUGAUAAUAACCUAGUAAGUUUGCCGUUCAAUGGCAGAGUGAUAUCCUUUUUUACCGCAUAAACUGCAGACGAUACUUUGGGUGUAAAGUUGGUGUCUGUUUUGCUUUUGCAUGUGCACUUCAGUACAUUUAUUGAGGAUGGAUUCUAAUC
Messenger RNA from Oryza sativa Japonica Group (Japanese rice), 1348 nucleotides. RefSeq lists its product as uncharacterized. The record is from RefSeq and is a predicted model, not a curated record. Lineage: Eukaryota; Viridiplantae; Streptophyta; Magnoliopsida; Poales; Poaceae.